Messenger RNA from Columba livia (rock pigeon), 1714 nucleotides. It is a transcript of the gene TMEM9, whose product is annotated as transmembrane protein 9. The record is from RefSeq and is a predicted model, not a curated record. Gene Ontology annotation, cellular component: lysosomal membrane. The coding region runs from base 73 to 648 and encodes 191 amino acids. NCBI's taxonomy places the organism in Eukaryota, Metazoa, Chordata, Aves, Columbiformes, Columbidae. The transcript is spliced from 6 exons.
GACGGGGGUGGGGCUUGCAGGGGGCGGGGCUGCCGAGCAUCUCCGGCAGGCGCCGCGCCGCAGGCUUCCACAAUGUUUGCCCAGUGCCCCUGGCCAUGGGUGAGCCCCGUGCUGCUGAUCGCGCUGCUGUGCUGCAUCCUUUCUCCUCCAGCACAAGCCAUCAAGAGCUCGGAGGACAUGCGCUGCAAGUGUGUCUGUCCCCCGUACCGCAACAUCACUGGGCAGAUCUACAAGAAGAAUGUGUCGCAGAAGGACUGCAACUGCCUGCACGUUGUGGAGCCGAUGCCGGUGCCGGGCAGCGAUGUGGAGGCCUAUUGCCUGCUGUGCGAGUGCAAGUACGAGGAGCGCAGCACCACCACCAUCAAGGUGAUCAUCAUCAUUUACUUGUCGGUGGUGGGGGCACUGCUGCUUUACAUGGCAUUCCUGGUGCUGGUGGACCCUCUGAUCCGGAAGCCAGAUGCUUAUACCCAGCCCCUGCACAACGAGGAGGAGAACGAGGACGCUCGCUCCUUGGCCGCGGCACCCACCCCGUCUGGCGCGAGAGCCAACACGGUGCUGGAGCGGGUGGAGGGCGCCCAGCAGCGCUGGAAGCGCCAGGUGCAGGAGCAGAGGAAGACUGUUUUCGACCGCCACAAGAUGCUGAGCUAGAUCCUUGCACCACUUUCCAAGAGACAGGGCAGCUCCGCCGGUUGAGACAGACGCCCGUGGUGUUUGCCGGGGAGCUCUCACCCUCUCUGAUUUACCGUCUUCGUCGAGAGAAGCAGACCAAAACGCUUGCCUCCAGUUUUGUCCCCUUGCCCUUCACCUCUCGGCCCAGAGGCUCCUAAACCCUCGCUCGGCUGACAUCUGCACUGAUUGUUCGCCCCGUGGCUGCUUGUAAACGCCGGUCGGACACAGCGCUGGUGCUCAAGCGGCGGCCGCAGCUCCAGCGCGUUGUGCUCAGCCAGCACCAUGUGCUGGGACCGAAGUCACCGUCGGCCCAUCCCACACCAGAGACUGGGGUCUCAGCACUGGGUGUUGGAAGCUGAGUCUUCCUGGGAUAAAAAUAGGGGGGUAAUUCUUCUGUGGGAUAAAUUGUUGCUUCUUAGAAGGAAGGAGCCUCCUCCUCCCCCAGAUUGUGCCGAUGUUAACUGGGCAUCGUGGUGCAGAGCCCAGCGCGGUGCAGCGGGAGGAGGAGGAGGUUCCCUGCUGCUGCUCGCUGGUGUAAACGGGGUGGAUUCCCACUCCCUUCAGUGGAGUCCAUCCAGAUUUACACCAGCAUAACUGAGACUGCAGCUUGUUUCUGUGUAGGUGAAUACCGCAGACUGAUUAGUACAUUCAGGUAAAAGGUUGAUUUAGAUUUAGAUCUUUUCCUGCCUUAGCAGUGGAUAAAAACAUACUGGGGAGAAAGCUUCCUGUUUGUGCCCGGGUUGGUGACCUGUGACACACUCACCGUGCAGCCAGGAGCAAUUGUGUCCGAGAAAACUGGGGCAAAGGCUUUACUGAGGCACUGCAAAUGCUUCUCUGGGUCUUGGAGCCCUGGAAAGGGGACGAUUGUGCUGCUCUAAACCCUCCGAGAGCUCAGACUGGACCUGGGGUGUGUGGGGGAAGCUGAAGUGAUUCUGCCCUGUGUAUAUUGAACAUCGAUAAUGUCAGGAAGGUGCUGGGGUUUAUCAUAACCCAAACUACUCUGUGAUUCUAUGUAGCAUCUCUAUUAAAUGCAGACAAAGAUCUA